Messenger RNA from Lodderomyces theae, 1272 nucleotides. RefSeq names its product Hrq2p (gene HRQ2). The record is from RefSeq and is a predicted model, not a curated record. Bases 1 to 1272 code for a protein of 423 amino acids. NCBI's taxonomy places the organism in Eukaryota, Fungi, Ascomycota, Pichiomycetes, Serinales, Debaryomycetaceae. The transcript has a single exon.
AUGGAGAAUACAACUGUCAAAGAUUCAUCUCCAAAGUAUGGAGCUCCUCUAUCCAUUUUAAUAGACCACUCACUCAACUCGCCGUCGCUUUGGUUUCUCAUAUUCACCAUACUCACCACCUUGUACAUAUUUCUCACCAAACACAAUGCCAAGUCAACAACUCAAAAUAACGCCAACGCCUCCAUUGACAGAUCACUCCCACGGGGUAAAUCGAAAUUCUAUGACAACUUUGAUGCAAACUACAAAGUCCACCCCGUAGAUCCCGAGUUCAAAUGGGAUUGCGUCAACGCUUUGAAAUCAUACCCAUUCAAAAAUGCAGCUUACAAGUUGACAAUGUCUAUUGCGUCGUUGCAACCACAAGAUUGGUUGCUCAUUGAACCCACUUAUUUGAAUCGUUUGGAGAAUAAACACAAAAUCAUCAACAACUGUCAUCCCGAUUACCCACUGGGUAAAGAUACGAGAUCAUCAACUAUAUUCAUGACAGACGAAGCUUAUGAUGCUGUGGUUGAGUUUUACGAAAUGGUUAUGAACUAUAUGUGCGAUAAGUAUCCGAUGUGUUUCAAACGUCAACUUGAGCUUGGUCAAGUGAAGAACUUGAUUACAGGCAAAUCUUACCCUUUAAUAGGUCAGGGGGUCAAUGGUGUUGUGUUGCAAGAGCAUCUAGCUGAAAACAUUGAAGAAGAUUUCAUCAUUUUGCAACUUGAUCCAACCAAAGCCCAAACUGAGCCCGAUGAUCCAACACUGGGUGAAUAUUUCUUUAAAGCUGGUAUUUUUGCAUUUGCUGCUGGGUUUGACCCACUAGAGCGGUUUAAUAAACCAUUGACAUUUAUUCAUGAACGGAUCCCCGGCUACACCACCAAAUUGCGUCCAUCAAUGAAUAAAUUCUUCAGCCGGAUUCAACCGCAUCAAUUUGUAACCAGAUCCAACUGGUCAUUACAAACUCAUGACAAGUUUUACGUUGACGAUAGUAACAAAGGACACAAUUUGCCAGCUGAUUAUGUUCAACAACCCUUGGAUUAUGACCUGUUGGAUUUCAACUCUCAAGUGCAUUAUCGUAGCGAGCGUCAAGUGUUGACCAGAUUACCCAAGUCCAAGGCAAUAGUUUUCACAAUUAGAACUUAUUUAUUACCCUUGUCAAAGCUUAAAGCCGAUGGAACUGAAGUCAGGCAACGAUUAAUUGGUGCUAUAAAGGGUCUCCCUGAAGAUAUUUCUCGUUACAAGAGAGCUGAAGAAUGGGGGCCCCCAAUCAUAAAGUACUUGGAAGAGGAUUGA